Lucilia cuprina (Australian sheep blowfly) is the source of this 1105-nucleotide messenger RNA. Its product is annotated as protein-lysine N-methyltransferase EEF2KMT. NCBI's taxonomy places the organism in Eukaryota, Metazoa, Arthropoda, Insecta, Diptera, Calliphoridae. The transcript is spliced from 3 exons. The record is from RefSeq and is a predicted model, not a curated record. The coding region runs from base 62 to 1063 and encodes 333 amino acids.
UUUGUUGGCACUGGUGAUGAAUUUCUGUUUUUCUUAAGUUUUGUGUCACAAAGUGGAAAAAAUGCCUAAAUCAGCUGAAUGUAAUUUCCAUGUUUUCUUAAAAAAUUUACAAAAGCAGUUUUUGUGUUGCUUCCCGCUACACUGUGUUCAAUGGGAGGAUUUCCCUAAGAAUUUGACUUGGGAGCAACAAAAAAAUGUUAUUGAAUAUACGAUCAAUUCUCCGCUUAAUAAACAGUUUCCAAUUAAGUUGAGCUAUCAAAUUAACUUUUUAAAGAACCUUCUAUCAUAUUUGGAAAAAUACUGUGGAGAAAUUCAUGAUGAAAUUUACGAAAAUUAUUGCUUAAUUCAAGCUAAAUUGGCCAGCGAUUGUACUGAAAAGUAUGCCUUUAAGCAUUAUAUUGUUACUCCAGAUGCACAAUUUACUAUACGCGAAUCAAAAAGCUUUGUUGCUGAAGGUACAACUGGACUUUGCAGUUGGCAAGCUUCGUUAGCUCUCGCAGACUUUUUAAUUCAACAUCCGAGCUUAACGAGAGAUAAAUCGGUUUUGGAAUUGGGAGCUGGAACUGGGCUGUGCGGAUUUAUAAUGUUAAAAAUGUGCCAGCCUAAGCAUGUAGUACUUAGUGAUGGUAGCAGUUCUUGCGUAAAACUUAUGACCGAAAAUUUUAUAAGAAAUUUUCCUCAAGCAAUAGAAAGAAAUCAUAAAUUUACGAUGGCCACUCAAACUGUUGAAUUUUCAGCAGUAAAAUGGGACUGUAUAAGUGAUAUCGAAGAAGUUUCAUUACUAAAACCCGACAUUAUAAUAGCUGCUGAUGUUGUUUAUGAUGAUUCCUGCUUCUCGGAUUUGUCAUCAGCAAUCGAUUACGUUUUUAAACUCAAAAACAACCAAGUUGAAAUGUAUUUGGCAGCAACAGUUCGCAAUGAGCAUACUCUGAACGGAUUCCUUGAUAUUCUAGAUACUUUAGGUUUUCAUAUAAGUGAAUGCGAAGAUGUUUCCAAAGAAAAUAAUAUUUUAUAUUGGGACCGAUCAACUCCUGUAAAAAUAUUUAAGUUGGCUAGACAAUAACUCAAGAUGGAAAUUGUUUAAAAUAAAUAAAAACAAUAAGUA